CCCUCUCUCUCUCUCUCUCUCUCUCUAGAGCAGUGUGUGUGUAACCAGCAUCCUGUAAUCGGGUCACAUUUCAGUGAAGCCUCAGCAUCCAUCUCUUGCUGUUAGGAGGAACAGAUCCUCUGACUCGGUGUCCUCUUGCGGAACCCUGGUUACCGGACAUCAUGGUGCUCUUGUGUCUUGUCUCUCUUCUCCUCCCGAUCCUGGUGCUCUCGGGGUCUCCGGUUCAGGCGGACGGAAAGCGAGGUGGCAAAGAUGCGGUUCAGAAAAGCGGCAAUUUCAUGGAAGACGAGCAGUGGCUGGCCACCAUUUCCCAAUACAGUCGCAAGAUCAAACACUGGAACCGAUUCCGAGAUGAUGAUUACAUCAGAUCAUGGGAUGAAAACCAAGGCUCAAAUGAAAAUGUAGAUACCACUAAAGACCCCUGUCAGAAGGUGAAGUGUAGCCCACACAAGGUGUGUGUUGCCCAGGGCUAUCAGCGUGCUGUGUGUGUCAACCGUAAGAAGCUGGAGUACAGGCUGAAGCAUCCAGUGGUGGGUCAGCAGGAGAACAACUGCAAACCGUGUCCUGUGUCCACAUCUGGGCCUGUGUGUGGUUCUGAUGGACAUAACUACGCUUCUCAGUGUAAGCUUGAGCAUCAGGCCUGUCUCACAGAGAAAGAGCUAAGUGUGAAGUGCACUGGUCCCUGCCCAUGUUCCACUACAGCUGUGCCGAGUACAGUGGCAGACAGUAAACAUGACAGUUGUACAGGCCAGGACCUGGCAGAUCUGGGUGAUCGUCUGCGGGACUGGUUCCAGCUGCUUCAGGGCAGUGCCAAGCAGAACAACACACGCAAGCCUACUGCAGCCACCUCAGCAUCAAUUUUGGACCGCACUCUAGUGGCGACCUGUAAGGACUCCAUUGGGUGGAUGUUUUCGAAGUUGGACACUAAUAAUGACCUGUAUCUGGACCAGGCUGAGCUGGCUGCUAUUAAUCUGGACAAGUAUGAAGUGUGUAUCCGGCCCUUCUUUAAUUCCUGUGAUUCCUAUCGUGAUGGCAAAGUCUCCACAGCUGAAUGGUGCCUCUGCUUCUGGAGAGAGAAGCCUCCCUGCCUGGCUGAGUUAGAGAGGAUCCAAAUGCAGGAAGGAGCCAAAAUGAAGCCAGGUGCAUAUAUCCCCAGCUGUGAUGAGGAUGGUUAUUAUAGGAAGCUGCAAUGUGACCAAAGCAAGGAGGAAUGCUGGUGUGUAGACCAGCAUGGAGAAGAGUUAAUGGGCUCCAGAAUCCAUGGCAACUCUGACUGUGAUGAAGUGGCCGGCUACUCAGGGGAUUUUGCCAGUGGCGUGGGAUGGGAGGAUGAGGAGGAAAAAGAAGCGGAGGACACUGGAGAAGAGGCUGAAGAAGAGGAGGAGGAGACUGGGGAAAUGGACGAUGGUGGCUAUAUCUGGUAGACCAAAACAAAAUGGUUGCCUGGUCAAGAUAGCUUUACUUUGACCACUGAUUCAGAGGCAGCUCCAUCUCUUGCUGACACAAAAUGGUGGAAGCUGGAGGGUUGGACAAGUCUAUACUGCACUCCAAACAGCAUUGGCCAGGGAAAGUGGGGAAAGGGUUUGAGUUGUGAUAAUUGAAAAUUAUGGGUAUGGGAAAGAGUUUUAAAAGUGAUCUUAUAUAUACUUGUGAAACAUUUUUUGUUGUAUGUUCAAGAUUGUGAUCUGAUAAAGUUAAUAGCAUCAGCAAUCUUAAGCUGGAAUCUAGGUAAUUGAUAAUUGGGCAUUUUCUCUUUAGAUGAAUUGGAGCUUUGCAAAUGCUAUACAGCGUGCUUCAUCUCAUCACGUGACACAUCAUUUGUAUGCAAGAAGCAUAAACUAAAUGCACAUAUAUACAUAUAUUUGGAAACGUUACCUUUUAGUCUCAGACUUUUAUGGCUGCGUUUAGAUUUGAACUAAGACAGGCAAGUGAAAACGUAUGAAUGACUGAAUAUCUUGACCAUUGGUGGGUACACCAUUUACAGGUUUAAUUAACCCCAUAUAUUUUCACUGGUUAGAAUACAAGAAUAAAAAAUUCAAAAGCCAAAACUGCUCUGAAAACUAGCCACAAUUCCGUUACUCAUACAUUAUCUGUCCGUCAAGAGUUUCCGUCAUUGCAAGAUAUAGCAUGUCCUGUCCUUGUCUAUAAAUUUGUGCAACAUCAUAAUGCAUUUCUUGUUGGACAAAAUGUCAAUUGUAAUGCCAUGCUUUGCAUAGUCCUUAACAUAUUCUGCAUAUCACCUGUCUUACCUUUGUUACUCAAAAGAAGGUAUUUUCUUGUAUUUGACCAACUAAUGAAUCCCCUGAAUCUUCCGAGACCCAGCAACACUUUGUAAAAACAUGGUCUCCACUUUCAGAUUUUUAUAAAAUCAUAGAAUCUGCUCAAAAAAAGUAGGUUAAGGGAAAAUGCUUUAUCUCUGAGGAAUGUCUCAGUAAAUAUAUGUAUGAAUAGCAGUAUGGAGAAUAAGAUAUGCAACCCGUUGACAGCCAGGGGGACCUGUCUGUCUUUCUAUUUGUCUGUUGACUAAUCAGAUCCUCUCAUCAACCAUGGUGAAAUAGGAGUCUAUUGUAAUGCUCCUAAUUAUACAUAUUUUUGCUGCAAGGGUUUAUAGUUUUGGUUUACAUUGAAGAAAACUACAUUCACGUACCAAAUGCAUUCAGACGUUCUUGGUAUAAACGUUUCUGUCACCAGAUAAGACUUGUCUUACAAUGUUUCAGGCUGUCUAUGGUUUCAGGUCAUAUAACAGCGAGACGUCAGGCCCCAGUGAUUUCAUACACAUAAAAACAGGUCUUUUGGUGUAAACACUGUGCAGCUCGUAUCAUACACUGAAACAAUUACAAAGUACUCACUCCCUCUCGAGAGCACAACACUGUUUGAAAAUGCUUUUCUAUGCUCAGCACAAGACGCACAGGUAUUGUGCCUAAUCCAGGCAGAUCUUAAAUGCGUGUGAAUUACAGAUAUUAUCUGGUAUAGUAAUACAUUCAGACAAAUCCUGGCUGCAGGAUUGGGAAAUAAGAUAAGACUUUAUUAACCCCCAGACGGAGAAAUUUGGGAGUGUGAUGUAAUAGGAUGUAAUAUGCUUGUCUUCUCUUUAAAUCAACUGCAGAUAACAACUAGUUCUCUGUAAGAAAGAAUAAUAGGAUUUUUCUUUGUCAGUUGGAUUAAAGUUUUAAUCCAUGUCUUUAGAAUGCCUGUCACACAGUCUGACUGAGAGGAGAUAACCGUUUUUGUUUUCCUCAUGUGUAAGAGGUCAUCACCUCCGAGUAUGGAUUAACUUGCAUAUAAUUGUAUUGGCAUAUACAUUUAUCAGUGUAAAUAGUUGGAGUAUAAAGACACAGUGUAUUUGCCCUGGCAAUUGCAUUAUAUUUGCAUUUAGUUGCAUGUUUCUUUGUCCCAAUAUAUCAUCUUUUUGGCUCAGUAUAAUUAUGAUUAAAGGCAUUGGGCCCAAA
Messenger RNA from Ictalurus punctatus (channel catfish), 3449 nucleotides. It is a transcript of the gene spock2, whose product is annotated as SPARC (osteonectin), cwcv and kazal like domains proteoglycan 2. The record is from RefSeq and is a predicted model, not a curated record. The transcript is spliced from 10 exons. Bases 162 to 1424 code for a protein of 420 amino acids. Lineage: Eukaryota; Metazoa; Chordata; Actinopteri; Siluriformes; Ictaluridae. Gene Ontology annotation, molecular function: protein binding; calcium ion binding.